UCGAGUCCCGCGUCGGCCCGCACCGCUCCGCUCCCGCCCGCUCCGCCGGGCCCCGCUGGCCGCGGAGAUGGGAGACAUGGAGUCCUACAAGGUGAUGCUGAACGGGCCGGCACCCUGGGGCUUCAGGCUGCAGGGAGGGAAGGAUUUCAGCAUGCCGCUCUCCAUCUCCAGGCUGACUCUGGGUGGGAAGGCAGCCCAGGCCGGCGUGGGAGUGGGCGACUGGGUGCUGUACAUCGACGGGGAGAGCACCAGUGCCAUGACACACAUCGAGGCCCAGAACAGGAUCCGUGCCUGUGGGGACAGGCUCUGCCUCACCUUGAGCAGAGCCCAGAACCAGCUGGGGAAGCCGCAGAAGGUGCUGAGCCUUGACAAGCAGCCCCCCCAGCUGCUGGAGCCCCCCAGCACCCCUGUGUGUGACCCUGUGAAGCUGAGGAUGUUAGAGGACAUUGAUGACUCAAAGCCCCCCAGCUGGACCUCCCAGUCCCGCUCCUUCCGCAAACUGUCCCGCCUGGUGGGCGCCGACGCCAUGGAGGAUGGUGAGGACGAGCUAGUUAAAAAGCCCAGUCACUCAGGGGAAGCUCUUUGCUCUGUGGCUGUUUUUUCUCUCUGUCUUCAAGAGUCGAGCUGUUGGUGGAGCUGCAGAGCUCGUUCUGCACUCACCCCACAGUGGGCACUGCCAGAGCUCAGCCACUGCUCUGGCCAUCACCUUGGGAGGGUCCUGCCAGGACAACCAGCCAGACAAGGUGUCCUGUGCUGGGUAGGACCUGCUGGGCACUGCUGGCACCAAGCUGGGGAGGCCAAGCUCUGCCAUUGAUCCUUGAGGAAGAGGGAUCUGGAGAAGGCUGGUGCACUGAGAACACCUUGCUGGGGGUAUUGGGAGGUGCUAGGCAGCAGCUGGACAGUGUGCUGUGAGCCUGGCAUGGGGCUGCAGGACAGUGUGCUGUGAGCCUGGCGUGGGGCUGUGGGAGAUGCCCAUGGGUCCAGCUGGGGCACAGUGGAGCAGUGGCAGCCCCCGCAGCCUCUGCAGCCCCCCAGCACCCCCGGGUGUGACCCUGGGAAGCUGAGGAUGUUGGAGGACGCUGAGGACUGGCAGCCCCGCACCGGCACCUCGCAGUCCCGCUCCUUCCACAAGCUGGCCCAGCUGACGGGCACAGGUGGCAUGGAGGAUGGUGAGGAUGAAUUUAUUAAAAAACCCAGGGAUGCCCAUGGGUCCAGCUGGGGCACGGGGCAGCAUCGGCAGCCCCCCCAGCCCCUGGAGCCCCCCAGUGACAGUGUGUGUGACCCUGUGAAGCUGAAGAUGUUAGAGGACAUUGUGGACACAAAGCCCCACACCUGGACCUCCCAGUCCCGCUCCUUCCGCAAACUGGCCCGGCUGGUGGGAGCCAGCAGCAUGGAUGAAGGUGACGAUGAGCCCGUUAAAAAGCCCAGACUUGAGGUGUUUUCAGAGCUGCACAAUGGGCACUGCCAGCACUCAGCCACCGCUCUGACCAUCACCUCAGGAGUCUGCCCCAAGCACCCACCUGGGGAUUCCCAUGGGUCCAUCUGGGGCAUAGUGGAGCAGCGGGAGCCUCUGGAGCCCCCCAGCACCCCCGGGUGCAAUCCUGGGAAGCUGCGGCUGAUGGAGGACGCGGAGGGCUGGCAGCCCCGCACCGGCACCUCGCAGUCCCGCUCCUUCCGCAGGCUGGCCCAGCUGACGGGCACAGAUGAGAUGGAGGAUGGUGAGGAUGAGAUUGUUAAAAAGCCCAGGGAUGCCCGUGGGUCCAGCUGGGGCACGGUGGAGCAGCGACAGCCCCCACAGCCUCUGGAGCCCCCCAGCACCCCCGGGUGCAAUCCUGGGAAGCUGAGGAUGUUGGAGGAUGCUGAGGACUGGCAGCCCCGCACCGGCACCUCGCAGUCCCGCUCCUUCCGCAAGCUGGCCCAGCUGACGGGCACAGAUGAGAGCAUGGAGGAUCAUGAUGAUGUGUUUGUUAGGAAGCCCAGCCAGGUCUCCGUGCCGGACCCGUCCCCAGGAGCAACGAUGAAGACGGAGCCAGGACUGGCCCCCAGGACCCCCAGUGCCACCCCCAGCCCCACCAGCCGCCCGCCCUGGGCUGUGGACCCCUCGUUUGCCGAGCGCUACGCCCCGGACAAGACGAGCACGGUGGUGAGCAAGCACAGCCAGCCAGCCACGCCCACCCCCAUGCAGAACCGCAGCUCCAUCGUGCAGGCAGCCCAGCAGGCCCCCGAGGGGCCCGGCCGCACCCCCCUGUGCUACAAAUGCAACAAAGUCAUCAGGGGACGGUACCUCGUGGCGCUGGGACAUUAUUACCACCCCGAGGAGUUCGUCUGCUGCCAGUGCAGGAAGGUGCUGGAUGAGGGUGGCUUCUUUGAGGAGAAAGGCUCCAUCUUCUGCCCCAAGUGCUACGACACGCGCUACGCGCCCACCUGCGCCAAGUGCAAGAAGAAGAUCACUGGGGAGGUGAUGCACGCGCUGAAGAUGACCUGGCACGUGCAGUGCUUCACCUGCAACGCCUGCAAAACUCCCAUCCGCAACCGAGCCUUCUACAUGGAGGAGGGACAGCCCUACUGCGAGAGAGACUAUGAGAAGAUGUUUGGCACCAAGUGCCGCGGCUGUGACUUCAAGAUCGAUGCUGGGGACCGGUUCCUGGAGGCGCUGGGCUUCAGCUGGCACGACACUUGCUUUGUCUGUGCGAUCUGCCAGACCAACCUGGAAGGGAAGACGUUCUACUCCAAGAAGGACAAGCCUCUGUGCAAGAGCCAUGCUUUCUCCCAUGUGUGAGGGGUGGAAAUCCAGCUGUGCCCACACAUGCCCCUGGCCCUGCAUGCUCCUCUCCCCCUGCCCUGCUGGCCCUAGGGAGCCAGGCUGGGCCCUUGGCCCUUUCCCUUGCUCCUGCCCCCUUCCUAGCAGCUCCUGGCUCAACUCCAGCCAGAUAGAGUGCUGGGUCCAGCCUUUGAUAGCUGGGUGGCUUCUUAUAUGCUUUUCAGCUGGCCCUAGGAGCCCUGGGAAUGAGAUGCUGCAUGGAUCUCCUGCCCCUGAGCCACGCAGCAUGGUGGGCACAACCAUGCUGAGGCUGGAAUUGGAGAGGGUCUGCCACAGCUGGGCUGCUCCCUUGCUGCCUGGCAGCUCAUUGCUGGGGCAGGGACACUCCUCCCACAUCCCUCCCCGAGUGGGUGAGGACCAGCUCCUGUCUCACUCUCCCCAGCCUUCCCUGCUGUGUGCUUGGGGCUGGAGACCCAGCCCUGCUCCUCUGCUGGGGCCCUGCCCAUGCCAACCCACCAGGCACCCCUCACACUGCUGCGGUGGUUUCCUGCCCCAGCUGCAUUCCAGGGGUGUCUGUCCCUCAUGCCCCCCCACCCUGCUGGCAUCCCCUGGGGCUGGCAUCACCCCCGGCCAUGGGCUGGCAGCGUGUGCUGAUGCCAGCCCAGCCAGGCGUCUGCUCCUGCAAGGCUUGGGCACAGCCUCCUACCAAAGAGCUCUCUGCCACUGCCAUCCUGGGGCCACCGAUGCCUCCCCCCACACCACACCCUCUGGUCGGGCUGCCCUGAUGUAGCCACGGUGCUUUUAGUGCCUUUAAUAAACACGUCUGCAAGUGC
This is a messenger RNA of Melospiza georgiana, 3594 nucleotides long. It is a transcript of the gene PDLIM7, whose product is annotated as PDZ and LIM domain 7. The record is from RefSeq and is a predicted model, not a curated record. Gene Ontology annotation, molecular function: muscle alpha-actinin binding; actin binding. Gene Ontology annotation, cellular component: stress fiber; filamentous actin; Z disc. Gene Ontology annotation, biological process: heart development; actin cytoskeleton organization; muscle structure development. Lineage: Eukaryota; Metazoa; Chordata; Aves; Passeriformes; Passerellidae.